ACACCAGCCGCGCCGCGCCGCUGUCUUCUCUCCCCGCAAGCUAUCAUUUUACUACUUACUGUAUUUCCCGCGCCAUCAUGAUCGUGUCGACGGCCCAGGCUUUGUUUGGUUUAAUCCAUCCACCUUCUACUAGUAGUGGAUGCCUAACCUAUCAUCAGCCUCACUCGAGAAUCCAUCAAAAUAUUACCGAGACCUUAUUAGAAACACGUGGUCUGCUCUGGUUUCUGCGAAACUGAUGGCCGAGCAACUUGCAGAGGCACUGCAGGUGCAGCUCCUCCCGUCCCGUCAUCAUCUUUUGGAAUUCGCCAUCAACAUCGGCAUGUCACCACCAACAUCAAGUUGUUACCACGGACACCAACCCACCUCACCUGCAAUCAACAAUCAUAUCCAUAUCAUCCUACUGGCUACUGCCAUUGACCAUCGCAAUACGUCGCGCUAGCUAGCUGUGGCGUGCAGCAUCGAGCGACGCGAGCUCCUCCGUGCCAAGCUGCCAAGUUUGUCUUUUCACUCCAGCUCACACACAUCCUUCCUCCCUUCCCUUCGCCCGCGCCGCGCCAUGCACGUCCCCGUCACUGCCCUGCUAGCGGCAGUGCUGCUCGCGUCGUCGGCCGCCGCGCAGCCGUGGCCGAGCUGCGACGGCGCCAGCGGCAACUAUUCGGCCGGCAGCGCCUACGGCAACAACACGCAGCAGCUCAUCCUGGACCUGCAGACGAACGCGUCCACCUCGCCCGCCUACUUCGCGUCGGGCUCCGUCGGCACCGCCGCCGCCGUCGUCGUCUACGGGCUCAUGAUCUGCCGCGGCGACGUGAGCACCAACGACUGCUUCGACUGCGGCACCCGCGCGUGGCAGGACGUGCAGCCGCUCUGCAACCGCACCCGGGACGCCGCGCUCGUCUACAACCAGUGCUACGUCCGGAUCUCCCCCACGAACUUCCUCGCCUCGCCCAACAAUACCGGCCUGGUGCCCGUCGUCGGCGGCGACACCAUCCCCCUCGGCGUCGACGUCGCGGCCUACGACGCCGCGCUCAGGCGGCUGCUCAACGCCACCGCGCAGUACGCCGUCGACAACUCCGUUCCGGCGUCGCCGAGGCUCUACUUCGCGGCGGGGCAGCUCGUGGGGCUCGACCCGCGGGUCCCCAACAUCUGGUCCCUGGCGCAGUGCGCGGGGGACCUGUCGCCGGCGGAGUGCCGGCGGUGCCUGGAUGACCUGAUGGCGCUGUGGUGGAACGGGAGUGGGUUCAAGCCCGACGGGGCAAGCGCGAGUUUCGCCGGGUCGCGGUGCAACCUCAAGUCUGACCUUGGGGACAAGUUCUACACCAGCAGCCCGAUGGUGAAGCUGCAGAUGAACGGCGAAGUGGUCGUUCCAGCGCCGGCGCCUUCCACGGCAGGUAAAAAUAAUUCAACUGGCAGGCUUCUUGGAAUCAUAUUGCCAAUAGUGUUUAUUGUUGUAGUAACUGCCAUAGUCCUCUAUGUUUGUAAAAAGAGAAGAUCUCGAGGAACAAAGCUACCCCACGGAAUUGAGGACUUCGGAAGCAUCAAGUCAACAUUAUUAUCACUGUCAUCACUACAAGUUGCAACAAAUAACUUUGAUGAAAGCUAUAGACUUGGUGAAGGGGGAUUCGGUGUAGUUUAUAAGGGAGACCUUUCUGGACAAGAAGUGGCUGUGAAGAGGAUGUCAAAGGGUUCAGGGCAGGGGCUAGAAGAACUAAAAAACGAGCUAGUUCUAGUGGCCAAACUUCAUCACAAGAAUCUCGUUCGCUUAGAAGGUUUUUGCUUAGAAGAGGGGGAAAGAUUGCUUGUGUAUGAGUACAUGCCCAACAAAAGCCUCGAUACUAUUCUUUUUGACCCCGAGGAAAAAAUACAGCUAGAUUGGUGGAAAAGGUUCAACAUAAUAGAAGGGGUUGCUAGAGGACUACAAUAUCUCCAUGAGGAAUCUCAAAAGAAGAUAAUCCAUCGUGACCUAAAAGCGAGCAAUGUUUUGUUGGAUGCCGACAUGAAUCCUAAGAUUGGAGACUUUGGCCUAGCUAGGCUCUUUGGGCAAGAUCAGACUAGAGAUGUCACAAAACACAUUGUUGGGACAUUUGGCUACAUGUCUCCUGAGUACGUGAUGCGUGGACAGUUUUCCACAAAAUCAGACGUGUUUAGUUUCGGGAUCCUUGUUAUAGAGAUCAUAACAGGGCGGAGAAAUACAGGGCAUUACUUCUAUGAUGAGCAAAAUGAAGAUAUUAUAAGCCUUGUAUGGAGGCACUGGACAGAGGGAACAAUUGCAGAGAUGAUAGAUGAUUCUCUGGGGAGAAAUUACUCAGAGACCGAGGUGCUUAAAUGUGUUAACAUUGGUUUGUUGUGCCUUCAGCAGAGUCCCACAGACCGACCUACGAUGUCUGAUGUCAUGGUGAUGCUCAGUGGUGAUGAUACUAGUUCUAUACCGCCUGCUGCGAAACCCACAUUUUUCUUGGAUAGAAGCACAGGUUACUCCUAUAAUUCAUGUACUAUUACGCAUCUGUCUGCAAGAUAGCAGUGGCAUUUGUGGAUAGUUGCCCACUGUUACUUGUUUGCUUCUUGAUGUAUAUAUAGUAGUUCAGAUCAUAGUUCAAUUCAUCACAAAGUGUGAUUUGUAGUUACCAAUUGUAAUUGUGGUUACUAAAAAGUUUGGCCAUUCUAGCACCAAUCUCAUACAGACUUUUCUCA
Sorghum bicolor (sorghum) is the source of this 2688-nucleotide messenger RNA. Its product is annotated as cysteine-rich receptor-like protein kinase 10. The coding region runs from base 557 to 2515 and encodes 652 amino acids. Gene Ontology annotation, molecular function: protein kinase activity; ATP binding. Lineage: Eukaryota; Viridiplantae; Streptophyta; Magnoliopsida; Poales; Poaceae. Gene Ontology annotation, biological process: protein phosphorylation. The transcript has 7 exons. The record is from RefSeq and is a predicted model, not a curated record.